Messenger RNA from Tachyglossus aculeatus (Australian echidna), 10194 nucleotides. It is a transcript of the gene BPTF, whose product is annotated as bromodomain PHD finger transcription factor. The transcript is spliced from 31 exons. The coding region runs from base 19 to 9669 and encodes 3216 amino acids. The record is from RefSeq and is a predicted model, not a curated record. Gene Ontology annotation, molecular function: RNA polymerase II cis-regulatory region sequence-specific DNA binding. Gene Ontology annotation, biological process: regulation of transcription by RNA polymerase II. Gene Ontology annotation, cellular component: NURF complex. NCBI's taxonomy places the organism in Eukaryota, Metazoa, Chordata, Mammalia, Monotremata, Tachyglossidae.
GGGGCCGCUCGCGCCGACAUGAGGGGCAGGCGGGGCAGGCCGCCCAAGCAGGCCGCCGCCCCUCCUCCGCCUCCUCCGCCGCCGCCGCCGCCGCCUCCUCCGCCGCCCGCGGGGCCCAUCGGGGGGCUGCGCUCGCGGCACCGCGGCACGAGCCGGGGCCGGUGGGCCAACAGCGGCGUCAACGCCCCGGCCGAGGCGGCCCCCAAGGCGCGGCUCGGCUCGCCCCGGGGGGCCGGCGGCGGCGGCGGGGGCCGGAGGAAGCCCACCCCCUCCGGCCCCCCGAGCCGGGGGGGCCGAACCGCCGGGGUGACCCGAGCCGCCGCCGCCGCCGCCGCCGUCGCCGCCGCCGUCGCCGCCUCAGGACCGGCCCCCGCCGCCGCCGCCGCCCCGUCGAGGAGGAGCAUCAGCAAAGUGGUCUACGAUGACCACGAGAGCGACGAGGACGACGACGACGAGGACAUGGUGUCCGACGACGACGACGACGACGAGGAGGGCGACCCCGAGGAGGCGCGGGACUCCGAGGCGGACGACGGCGGCGGCGGCCGCGGGGAGGACGACGACGACGAGGAGGAGGAGGAGGAGGAGGAGGGCGGCGGAGGGGCGGGGGAGGAGGACGGCUCCGAUUAUCCCGAGGAAAUGGAAGACGACGACGACGCCAGCUACUGCACCGAGAGCAGCUUCAGGAGCCACAGCACCUACAGCAGCACCCCAGGUAGGAGAAGACAAAGAGUGCAUCGUCCUCGUUCUCCAAUAUUGGAAGAAAAAGACAUCCCACUCCUUGAAUUUCCUAAAUCCUCUGAGGACUUAAUGGUGCCUAAUGAGCAUAUAAUGAAUGUUAUUGCCAUCUAUGAGGUGCUGCGGAACUUUGGCACUGUUUUACGUUUAUCUCCUUUUCGGUUUGAGGACUUCUGUGCUGCUCUGGUAAGUCAAGAGCAGUGCACACUUAUGGCAGAAAUGCAUGUUGUGCUUUUGAAGGCAGUUUUGCGUGAAGAAGACACUUCAAAUACUACCUUUGGACCUGCUGAUCUGAAAGAUAGUGUGAAUUCCACACUGUAUUUCAUAGAUGGAAUGACGUGGCCAGAGGUUCUGAGGGUAUAUUGCGAAAGCGACAAAGAAUACCAUCACGUUCUUCCUUAUCAAGAAGCAGAAGAGUACCCUUACGGACCAGUGGAGAGUAAAAUCAAAGUUCUUCAGUUUUUAGUGGAUCAGUUUCUAACGACCAAUAUUGCUCGGGAAGAGUUGAUGUCUGAAGGGGUGAUCCAGUAUGAUGACCAUUGUAGGGUUUGUCACAAACUUGGGGAUUUGCUUUGCUGUGAGACUUGCUCAGCAGUGUACCAUCUGGAGUGUGUGAAACCACCUCUGGAAGAGGUACCAGAGGACGAGUGGCAGUGUGAAGUCUGUGUAGCACAUAAGGUUCCUGGGGUGACUGACUGUGUUGCUGAAAUCCAAAAAAAUAAGCCGUACAUUCGACACGAGCCCAUUGGAUAUGACCGAAGUCGGCGGAAAUACUGGUUCCUAAACCGAAGACUCAUUAUCGAGGAAGAUUCAGAAAAUGAGAAGGAUAAAAAACUUUGGUACUAUAGCACAAAGGUCCAGCUGGCAGAAUUAAUUGAAUGCCUAGACAAAGAUUACUGGGAAGCUGAGCUCUGCAAAACUCUGGAAGAAAUGAGUGAAGAGAUCCAUCGGCACAUGGACGUAACUGAAGACCUGACAAAUAAGGCUCGGGGUAGUAACAAAUCUUUCCUGGCUGCAGCAAAUGAUGAGAUUCUGGAGUUUACCAGGUCCAAGAGGGGAGAAGUAGGAGAUGAUGCUAAGAGCCCAGCUUCUGAAGAAACAGAAAAGGACAAAAAUGAGGCUGAGGACAACAGCCCAAAAGAUUCUGACAAAAACAAGGAGGACCUUGCUGACCAACCUCAAGAAAAAAACAAAGAAGAGAAAACACCUGAUGAGGAUUCUGAAAAGGGAAAAUCAGAGGAACCAACAGACGUUGGAGAUAAAGGUAACUCUGUGGCAACCAAUACGGGCGACAGCACCACAGAUGCUUCUGCAGGAGAGACUAGUCCCUCUGAAGGGAAGAGCACAAUUGGGUGUCCUUCAGAAACCCAUGAUAGCAACAACGUGGCAGAGGAGAAGGUGGCAUCUGAGCUCCCCCAGGAUGUAUCAGAAGAAACUUCCAAGGCAAGUGACAGGAACACUGGUACUGAUGAAACCAUCGUCCCACUCCCUUCCAAUAUGGAAAACAGCGGCAGCGAGCUCAAUUCUUCCCAGGGUGAACCGCUUACUAAACCGUCUGAUGACUCUGAAAGUGUCAGAGGAGACUCCCCACUUCCUGCCUGUAGUCAAGAUGAGCUGGGAGAUUUCAAGUCGGAGAAGUCUAACGGGGAGAGGAGCGAGUCCCCAGGCGUGGGGAAAGGAACCCCCGGCUCCACCCGUAUGGUCACGAGACUGCGAAAUCCUGACAGCAAGCUGAGUCAGAUGAAGAGCCAGCAGGUUGCAGCAGCAGCUCAUGAAGCAAAUAAAUUAUUUAAGGAAGGCAAGGAGGUCCUGGUGGUUAACUCCCAAGGAGAAGUUUCCAAGUUGAACACCAAAAAGGAAAUCGUGAUGAAAGGAAAUAUCAACAACUUUUUCAAGCUAGGUCAAGAGGGGAAGUAUCGCGUCUAUCACAAUCAGUACACCACCAAUUCAUUUGCACUGAACAAGCACCAGCACAGAGAGGACCAUGAUAAGAGACGACAUCUCUCACAUAAAUUUUGUCUGACUCCAGCUGGAGAGUUCAAAUGGAAUGGUUCAGUACAUGGGUCCAAAGUUCUUACCAUAUCCACUUUGAGGUUAACUAUCAUCCAGCUAGAGAACAACAUCCCAGCAUCAUUCCUUCAUCCCAACUGGGCCUCGCACAGGUCAAACUGGAUUAAGGCUGUUCAGAUGUGUAGUAAGCCUAGAGAAUUUGCACUAGCCUUGGCCAUUUUGGAGUGUGCAAUUAAGCCAGUCGUCAUGCUGCCGAUAUGGCGAGAAUCUCUGGGACAUACCAGAUUACACCGAAUGACAUCAAUUGAAAGAGAAGAAAAGGAGAAGGUAAAAAAAAAGGAGAGAAAACAAGAGGAGGAAGAAACAAUGCAACAAGCUACGUGGGUGAAAUAUACGUUUCCAGUCAAGCAUCAGGUUUGGAAACAAAAAGGGGAAGAAUAUAGGGUAACGGGUUACGGUGGUUGGAGCUGGAUCAGUAAAACACAUGUUUAUAGGUUCGUGCCUAAAUUACCAGGAAAUACUAACGUGAAUUACAGACAAAUGUUAGAAACAAAAGAUAGUGAAAGUGGUGAAAAUCAAUGUGAAUUGGAUAAAAGAAAAAGUCAAACAAAAGUAAAAAUAGAGACUGAUGUUCAGAAGAGCAAAGAAAAUGAUUCGGAGACUUCACGAGAAAUGGAACAAACUGAAAGAAAAACUUCCAGACCUUCAGAGAAGAAAAGCCAAGCUAAAAAGGAAAAUACAGUGGUAGAAGAAAAGCCAGAGGUCGAUGUGAAUUCUUCAGACUUAGCUCCUGUGGAAGAAAAAGAAGGAAAACAAAGUGCUCAUUUUGAAAAUGAUAAACCUAUCAAGGAAGAACCUAUGGAGGUAGAUGAAGUGAAGAGCGAAUCCCCCUUACCAAGUGAGGAAAGUUUUCUUGGAGCUGAUUUGAUAAAUGUCAGUGAAGGUCUUCAUCUAAGGACUAGCUACCAAAAGAAAGUAAAAUCAUCCAAAUUAGAUGGACUACUUGAAAGGAGAGUUAAGCAAUUUACACUGGAGGAAAAGCAAAGGCUAGAAAAGAUCAAAUUGGAGGCUGGUGUUAAAUCCCUGGGGAAAACAUCUUUAAGUUCCCUCAAAAGCACUGCUGAAUCCCAGGAAUUGAUGAAAGCAAAAGAAGGGAGUCAGACUGACCUGAAUGAAGAAAAAACCCAACAUUCAAGUAGUAACACAACUGAAGGUUUGAUUGAGAAAUGUUCACAAAAUAACCAACCUUCCAAUAUCAAUUCAGGUGAUCCUGUUCAGACCACUUUGCCUCACCCAGGCAAACUUUUCAAAAAAAGUAAAUUUUCAGACGAAGUCUCCAGUCAGUUCUCAGGUCCAGACCUUCAGAAACAAAUCUCUGUUGGGGACGACCCAAAUGAGGACUUUUCUGAUCCAGUUGUUUCUGAUAAAGGUCAGGAGCAGGAAAGUUUUCAAACUAAAGAAAGCGAGGAUGAGACCCAGCCCAUCAGUCUAGAGGAAACAAGUAGAUUGGACUGUAAGGAUGAAAAACAGUCAGCACGAGAAGAUCCCAACCCCACUGCUUCUCGGGGUGAACCCGAAAGCCCCUCCCAGACGAUGGAACUCGAAAGCACCUCUGAUAGAGAUGUUCUGGCUACCCCUGGAACAACAGCCUUAAAAGAAAAACCUCGGGAACUGGUGCAAGACGCAGAAACUAAAAGCACUUUGGACCAAAGUUCUGAGAUGGGGCCCACUCAAGAGAAAGAAGAGGAGGCUAAGGUUGUUCAGAGUAUCAUUGAAAAUAUUCCCGAAGGCAGGAAAAGAGAAUAUCACGAACCAGUUUUCGAAAGUCCAAAGCCCUUGAAAACAGAGUUACUUUCUGAAAAGCCUCCUGAAAACCAGGCUUCUGAGUCCAAGGUAAAAGCCAGCGAUGAUCUGCUGCACCCUAAGAUGACUGAAGCUAAUGGGGAGAAGCCAAGCCAAGAAAAGAACUCAGAGGGAGGUCUGGUGAAUAAAUGUCAUGAUCAGAUAAUUCUGAAGAAUAAUACUGACAAAAAAAAGAAUGAAAAUGGGGGAACAGAGAAGAAAGAGAAAGAAAAAUCAACUGCGUUUCACGUUAACGGCAAAAACAGUGAACUUAAAGCCUUUUCAAAGGAUGACUGUUUAAAGGAGAUCCCUGAUAGUAAGGUGGGAGGUGAUGACACUGAACCCAAGGCUAAUAAUGUUACUAAAACAAUCCCCGCUCAUGAUUCAAAACCAUCUGCGGUGAGAGAACCGGCUAUAAAGCCGUUUAUGAAUGGAGACGUCACCAUGGAAGAUUUGAAUGAGAAACGUAACUCGGAUACAAGGUCUCGCGUACUGAGUUCCUCAGAUGCUGAGACUGAACCCCUAGAGAUGACUGAGAAACUUUCUUCCGCCAAAGGGCCUAAGGCAACGCAAAGUACCGCUAAGAGAGCUGAGUCCAACGACAGCGCCUCCUCUGCGUCUCCAGUGCCUGGUAAAGAAAGCGGCGUCUUGAACCAAGUAGAAAGUAUGGAGACUGAAGCUCCAGAGGUUAAGAAAGUUACUCCUUCACCUGUUACUUCUGAAGAGGAAUCCAGCCUCAGUAGUGAUUUUCUCGAUCAGAAUGGUCUACCAGUAGACAAAGUUGAGAAUGUCAACGGAGAAGCGAAAAGAAAAACGGUGAUCACCGAAGUGACCACCACCACAUCAACCGUUGCAACAGAGUCCAAAACGGUAUUUCAAGUGUCAGAGACGUUGGCCUCCCAGGAGGAUAAAUCAACAUUAGUGUCCUCUGCAGAGAACUGUGCUGUGUCCACGAUCACCACCACCACCACCACCACCACCACUGUAACAAAGCUGAGCACCCCCGUUUCCGACAGUAACGUUGACGUCAUCUCUGUAAAGGAGCAUAGUAAAACCGUGGUUACGACGACUGUGACAGACUCGCUCACCACUCCAGGAGGCACCUUAGUCACUUCCAUGACUGUGAGCAAAGAGUAUUCUACAAAAGAUAAAGUGAAGCUGAUGAAAUUUUCAAAGCCCAAAAAGACCCGCUCUGGAACAGCUCUGCCAUCCUAUAGGAAAUUUGUAACUAAGAGCAGCAAAAAGAGUAUUUUCGUUUUGCCCAAUGACGACUUAAAAAAGUUGGCCAGAAGAGGAGGCAUCCGAGAGGUCCCUUGUUUUAAUUACAACGCAAAGCCUGCCUUGGAUAUCUGGCCUUACCCAUCCCCGAGACCAACGUUUGGAAUCACGUGGAGAUAUAGGCUUCAAACAGUGAAGUCACUGGCUGGAGUAAGCCUAAUGUUGCGGUUACUCUGGGCGAGUUUAAGGUGGGAUGACAUGGCAGCCAAAACCCCUCCGGGGGGAGGGACAACCCGAACAGAAACAUCAGAAACAGAAAUUACAACAACUGAAAUAAUCAAGAGGAGAGAUGUUGGACCCUAUGGUAUUCGAUCUGAAUACUGUAUCAGGAAAAUAAUUUGCCCCAUUGGCGUUCCGGAGGCCCCAAAAGAAACUCCUACACCUCAAAGGAAAGGCCUUCGAUCGAGUGCCCUGAGGCCGAAGAGACCGGAGACCCCUAAGCAAACAGGCCCUGUUAUCAUUGAAACCUGGGUUGCAGAAGAAGAACUAGAAUUAUGGGAGAUCAGGGCAUUUGCAGAAAGAGUGGAGAAAGAAAAGGCACAGGCAAUUGAACAGCAGGCUAAGAAACGCUUGGAGCAGCAGAAACAGUUCCCAACGGUAGUUUCGUCCCCUACUGCUCCUGCAACGUGCGGUACGGCAAAUGCGAUCUCUACCCCCCAGAAAGUGGUGGCAGGCCCCUUGUCUGGUCCAGUGUCCACAGGAACCAAAGUGGUUCUGACAACUAAAGUGGGAUCUCCGGCUACGGUAACAUUCCAGCAGAACAAGAGCUUUCACCAGACAUUCGCCACCUGGGUUAAACAAGGCCAGUCGAGUGCAGCCACCAGCACAGCUGCCACUUCUGCCACCACAAUUGCCAGCACAGGUCAGACGUUCCAGAUCACAAGCAGUCCAGUCACUAUGGCAGGGAAAGUAAUCACCAAGCUGCCGCUUCCUGCAAACAGCAAGAUUGUCGCCGUCAAUGUGCCAACGACACAAGGAGGUGUGGUUCAAGUUCAGCAAAAAGUACUGGGUAUCAUUCCACCAGGUACAGGGGCGAACCAGCAAACCUUUACCUCAUUCCAGCCACGGACGGCGACGGUCACCAUUAGGCCAAACACCCCAGGGACUGUAGGUGCCACAGGCACAUCACAAGUAAUCACAGGAACCCAGAUUCGCUCCGGUAUGACAGUCAUAAGAACACCACUCCAACAGUCAACUCUUGGAAAAGCUAUCAUCCGAACACCUCUGGUGGUUCAGCAAGGUAUUCUUCCAGCCAGUCAGUCUCAACAAGUAGUAACGCAGAUCAUAAGAGGGCAGCCUGUUUCCACCGCAGUGUCUAGUGCUAACACUGUCCCUUCAAGUCCCGGACAGAAAGUAGUAACAACUUCUGGAACAGCCACACAGCACAUACCGCCACAACCUUCAAUUCCGCAAGCCCCUCGUCCCCAGCAAGGACAGGUGAAGCUUACCAUGGCCCAGCUCACACAGCUAACACAAGGACAGGGUGGCAGUCAGGGUUUGACAGUUGUAAUUCAGGGACAGGGCCAAACUACUGGACAAUUGCAGUUGAUCCCUCAGGGGGUGACAGUAAUUCCAGGACCAGGACAACAGUUAAUGCAGGCUGCAAUGCCAAAUGGUACCAUUCAGAGAUUCCUUUUUACCCCACUGCCAGCAGCCGCCACAGCAGCCACAACAGCCAGCACCACCACCACAACGGUUUCCACUUCAACCGCAGCUACGAGUGAACAGAAACAAACCUCCCCGACACCCCAGACCCAAGGACAGCAAACCCAAUCGCCGCCACCAUCUCAGCCGCCAAGUCAGAGCGAGCCGUCAGCCCAGUCCCCGGCACCGGCACAGACUGCUCAAUCUUCCGCUCGGCCCCAGGCCUCAACGCAGGCUCCCCAGCCCCCGGGGCAGCCUGAAGUCCAGGCCCAAGCGGAAGCCCCGGCCCAAGCCACCACUCCAUCCCCAGGUACAUCCGAUCCUCAGCCUUCCCUCACACAGACAACCAAACCCCAGACGGCUCAGGCACAGCCUCCGAGUCAGGGCCAGGGGCAGUCUCCUGCUGGAGGGCAAAGUCCGCCACAGACGCACAUCCUCCCACCAGCCCCCUCCCAAGCACCCGCCGCCCAGGCGGCCCAAGUUCCGACUUCAGCUUCACCGCAGCUGCAAAUUCAGUCCCAUCCAUCCGUCCCGAUUCCACCGCAGGCGCCACAGCCACCGCAGCCUCAGCUCCAGCCUUCAGUUCAGGCCCUUCCGGCCUCACCGGCUCUAAACCGAGUCACCGUCCAGUCUCCGUCCCACCCUCAGCUGCAGAUCCAGCAGCCUCAGACUCAAGUCAUCACCGUUCCGCAGCUUCAGCAGCAAGUGCAAGUUCUCUCCCAAAUCCAGUCUCAUGUGGUGGCUCAGAUCCAGGCCCAGCCGGGGGUUGUGCCCCAGAAGAUCAAGCUCCAGUUACCCAUUCAGAUUCAGCAAGCCAGCCCCGUGCAGGCGCACCAGAUCCAGAACGUGGUCACGGUGCAGGCGGCCAGCGUGCAAGAACAACUGCAGAGGGUUCAGCAGCUCAGGGAGCAACAGCAAAAGAAGAAACAGCAGCAGAUUGAAAUCAAGCGUGAGCACAGCCUCCAGGCCUCUAAUCAGAGCGAAAUCAUCCAGAAGCAGGUGGUGAUGAAACAUAAUGCCGUGAUAGAACACUUAAAACAAAAAAAGACUAUGACACCAGCUGAAAGAGAAGAAAAUCAGAGAAUGAUAGUAUGUAACCAGGUGAUGAAGUAUAUUUUGGAUAAGAUCGAUAAGGAGGAAAAACAGGCAGCUAAGAAGCGAAAACGGGAAGAGAGCGUGGAACAGAAACGCAGCAAGCAAAACGCUACCAAGCUGUCAGCUCUGCUGUUCAAACACAAAGAACAACUGAAAGCUGAAAUAUUGAAAAAGAGAGCCCUGCUAGACAAAGAUCUUCAAAUAGAAGUGCAGGAAGAGCUAAAGAAAGACCUCAGUAAAAUUAAGAAGGAAAAGGAGAAAGCGCAGGCAGCAGCGGCAGCAGCUCUAGCAGCAGCCGCAGCCCCGCCGCCUCCUCCGCCGCCCCCUCCGCCACCCCCGCCGCCGCCGCCACCGCCACCGGUACAGCACCCACACGCAGCCAGCGUCACAUCAGCGCCGACGGUACCCGCGCCCAUAUCCUCCCAGAAACGAAAGCGAGAGGAGGAGAAAGAGUCUUCAGCUUCCAGGUCCAAGAAAAAGAAAAUGAUUUCUACUACCUCAAAGGAAACCAAGAAGGACACAAAGCUUUACUGCAUCUGUAAAACGCCUUAUGACGAAUCUAAAUUUUACAUUGGUUGCGAUCGAUGUCAGAACUGGUAUCACGGCCGCUGUGUGGGUAUUCUGCAAAGUGAGGCAGACCUCAUUGAUGAGUAUGUCUGUCCGCAAUGUCAGUCAACGGAGGAUGCUAUGACAGUCCUUAGUCCACUGACCGAUAAAGAUUACGAGGGAUUGAAACGAGUGCUGCGUUCUCUACAGGCUCACAAAAUGGCGUGGCCUUUCUUGGAACCAGUUGAUCCCAAUGAUGCCCCAGAUUACUAUGGCGUUAUUAAGGAACCUAUGGACCUUGCCACCAUGGAAGAACGGAUACAAAAGCGUUAUUACAAAAAACUGACAGAAUUUGUGGCAGACAUGACCAAAAUUUUUGAUAACUGUCGUUACUACAAUCCAAGUGACUCCCCUUUUUACCAGUGCGCAGAAGUUCUUGAAUCAUUCUUUGUACAAAAACUGAAAGGAUUCAAAGCAAGCAGGUCACAUAACAACAAACUGCAGUCUACAGCUUCUUAGAGUUCAACGUGUUCCCCUAACACAAAACACAGCAAGAAUCUGGUUGUCUGAAUUUUUUUUUUCUUUUUUAAGGAAGCCAGAUGUUUUUAGUCAGGUUGUCCUGACAGGAGUUGACCUAAACUGCAUUUUUAUCAGUCACAACAGUCACCUUAUUCUUGGCCUAUUUUGUCCAACGGACAAAGGAAAAACAAAAUCAGCAGCACCACUUUCUUGUCAAGAUCAAAUUGUUGUACUAUUGUGGCAGAAGCAGGAAAACCUGGUUUUAGAGAGAGUUAGAGAAAGAGAGAGAGAGAGAGAGAAAAGGAAAGCAAGAAAAAAGAUAAAUGGGGUCACAUUUAACCCCAUGGAAAUGCCACGUCUGCUCUUCAGUGAAGAAGCUGGUGUAAAGUCCACACAGAAAACUUUGACUGUAUUUAUUUAUUGUUGCAAAAAAGACGCUUUUUUAUUGCUGCCCUCAUUUGUCAGCUAAUUAUUUUUUCUUAUAAAAUCCAGCCCCGGUUACAUGUAAUCCAUUCUGUAUUUUAU